Molecule: messenger RNA, 3941 nt
Organism: Brienomyrus brachyistius
Lineage: Eukaryota; Metazoa; Chordata; Actinopteri; Osteoglossiformes; Mormyridae
Exons: 4
Coding region: 79-1167 (362 amino acids)
Source: RefSeq, a predicted model, not a curated record
UGACGUCACGCACCUCGGAAGUUCCGAGUUCGAUUCGAACGCCGGAGAGCAAGUCGGGCAGCAUCAGACCUGACUGCAAUGGCGGAUCUUGCGGCGUUGGCGUUUUUUGUGGCAGACGAAAUCGACAUCGUGGAAAUUCCCGUGUUUUUGCAUGAAGAAUUCGGCGAACAGCGAAGGCAUGUUCCAAAAAUGAUUGGGUUUGUGGAUGAUGUCAUCCCUCUAUACAAUCUGCCAGAGUUUAGGAGUCAUUUCCGGCUUUCUAAAGGACAAGUGGAGGAUGUCAUCACCACACUUGGUCCUGUUUACCAAAAUCCCCUGAACACCAAAGUCCCCUUAAAAGACAUUGUCCUGGCCUGCUUAUGGACCCUGGCUAAUCAAGAGUCCUAUAGGGCUGUUGCAAACCGCUUUAAUAUCAGCAAGUCCUCUUUGAUGGUUCAUUUGCAUCAGUUUUGUGUGCUGAUAAACACACACAUGGUACAUCAUGUUACCUGGCCAGUGGGGCAAACUCUUCAUAGGUCAGAGUUGGGAUUUGCUAGGGCAGGUUUCCCACGGACCGGAUUGGCUGUUGAUGGCUGCCACAUCCCGAUUCGGAAGCCACACCGAAAGAACCCACUGGCAUACCUAAACCGGAAGAAUUUUUAUUCUGUCAUUCUGAUUGGCUUUUGCGACAGCCAGAGGAGAUUUUGCCACGUGAGUGUGGGACACCCUGGCAGCUGGCAUGAUGCCAGAGCUUUCCGGCACACGGCAGUUGCUGAGGCUCUGGUGGAGGACCCCCGAUCCCUCAUGCCGGAGGGUCUGCACAUCAUUGGAGACUCCGCCUUCCCACUCCUGCCUCAGUUGCUGAAGCCAUAUCAGGACAAUGGACACCUCACAGACCGGCAAAAAAACUAUAACAGGAAACUGAAUGGUGCCCGUGUGGUCAUUGAACAGGCAUUUGGAAUUCUAAAGUCCAAGUUCCGCCGACUGAAAUACCUGCAAAUGGACAGUAUUCAGAAGAUCAGUUCAGCAGUGUGUGCCUGCUGCAUCCUAUACAACCUGUCAUACGACCCUGGGGAUCAGCACCCUGGCAUAAUGAACGAUGAGGCCCUGGAUGACGACAUUUAUCCACCUCAGCCUCUAAAUGAACAGGCAGUUCAUUACAGAGACACUAUUUGCAAUAGUUUAUAAAGGCCAAACCACAGACAAACACACACCUCAGCCUCUUACAUGUGCAAGCAACUGUUCAUAGGUAUUAGCUCUGCCUUAAACACAUUCAUCCCUCAAAAGCUGAUUGUGAAAUUGAGUGGGUUAGGGCUGAACACCACUCUCUGCAAGUGGAUUUUGGAUUUCCUGACGGCGAGGCCCCAGUAUCAACAGUUAGGUUGCAACACCUCCAAUCCCAUCACAGUACAGGAGCACAGGAGUGUCUGCAGGGCUGCGUUCUUAGUCCUCUGCUCUUCACCCUGCUGACUUAUGACUGCAUACGGUAGCAGCACACAACACCAAUCACAUCAUAAAGUCUGCAAGUGAUACAACUGCACUGGGACUAAUAAGCAGGGAAUGCAUAAAGAGAGGAGGUGGAACGGCUGUCUGCAUGGUGCAGAGACAACAUAUCUCUCAGUGUUGAAAAGACAAAAGAGAUAAUCAUGGAUUUUAGAAAGACUUGUCCUGUUCAUGCCCCACUCAGAGAUCGUAAGGAGUACCAGGUUCCUCGGUGUGCACAUAACUGAGGAACUUGCAUGGACGGACAACCCCCUCCUCCCUAACCAAGAAAGCCCAGCAGUGAUUACACUUCCCGCGGCGGCUGAAACGGGCGAGGCUCCUCCCUUCCAUCCUCGCCACGUUCCACAGAGGCACCGUCGACAUUGUUCUGAGCAGCUGCAUCAAUACCUGGUACAUCAACUGUAACACAUUCGAUCGCAAACGCCUGCAGAGGUUAGUGAAAACAGCAGAGAACACCAUCGGGGUGCCCCUUCACUACAGUGCACAUUUCACAAGCGCAGUGUUCGCAAGGCCUGCGGAAUCAUGCAGGAAUCCUCACAUGGACUGUUCACUCUCCUGAGGAGAGGAGGUUCUGCAGCAUCAGAGCCAGGUUGGAGGACAGCUUUUAACCCAGGCUGUCAGGCUCCUCAACACCAUGCUGUGCCCCCCUCCCCCUUAAAGUACUAUGCAGAACUAUGCACAUGCACAGCCACUUUACUGUCCAGUUUGCACAUAGACCAAAAGUACUGGAAAUCACACAGCACCUUUAAAUAUCUCUUGCACAUUGCAGUGUCACUUAGUCAUGCCUGCGAUAUGAAGAAUCAUCAUUGUUCUGUACGGUACUGUUUCUUUUGUUAUUCUUUAGCUGUGAGACAUUCUGACCUGUCAGCUGUUUACACAUGUUCUUAAACAUUCAACACACUGCUUUUGCCAUUUCAUCUCACUGUACACUUCUAUACGGUUGAGAUGACAAAGUUCACUUUGACAAAUUUGCCAUUUUGCUAUUGGAUCUUUGCACUGACUUUGGCUGCUUUAAAGGGGGUGUUGGCAACAUGUAAAUCAAGUUCACAUUUUUUGUCUUUUAUGCAGUCAUUGCAGGAACCUUUGUGUUCUACCUUGUAUUUGACCUUUUAAUGGCAGUGUCUCACACUCAAGACCCCUGCUGUACCUACCUGGGGCAGGUCAUGGAACCUGGGAGCCACGAAUCGUGCCCAAAUCAGCAGGGAAUCUGAGCAACUAUUGGUCCCUAGAGAUCCAGACUAAGUGAUCGCUGUCUUUAAUCCUCCUGAACCUCUCCAAAUCCGGCCGCACAAGGGACUCCAGCACAGCAGUUCUCCGCUCAGCGUGGGCUUCGUAUGACUCGAAGAAUGAUGCAGCUUGGCUUGCUGGUUUCCUACCCGUGGCCCCGUCCGUAGCUGUUUUUUUGGUUAAAACGGCAGGAUCGGGCUCUGGUGCUGAAGGCUGAGGGGUAGAGGGGACUGUAGAGGUUAUUCUGCCCCCUGGGGCAGCCCCAACUCCUGACCGGCCAAAUAGGUCAUCCAUAAUCUGUGGAAACAAAGACCAGCAAAGUGACAUUAGCUAGAAAUUCUGUAGUAAUUGUUGGAAAACUUACACAAUAUGGCCUUGUGAGCAGGGGUGGUCUAAUGGUUAGGGAAGCACACUUAUAACUGAAAGACUGCUGGUUCGAAUGCCUGACCAGCAAGGUACCGCCCCCAAGCACUACUCCAUGGACGCUGAAUUAGCUGCCCCCUGCAUGUCACGACGUCACGGUUAAGUGCAGAGGACAUGUUUUGUUGUGCACUGUGCUGUCAACACUGAUCACCAAAUUUCUAAUUAAGUAGUGUAAAGUUAAAUGGCAUGAUGUUAACAUGAAUAUCAAGACUGGUGAACAUUAGUAUACUUACUGUGUAAUAAUCCCAGUUGAUUGCUGCCUCUCCAGUGGUCUGACAUCUGUGUUUGACCCUUUUAUAGGUCGCCAACAUGUUCGAGAUUUUCUUUCUUAUCUGCUCCACUGAGAAUUUGUGGUUCCUCUGUAACAUCUCUUUAUGGACUCUUCUAUAAAAAGCUGGCUUGUUUGUGUUGUAAAGGGGUCGAUGUUUCUUUAUCGUUGCCAGCAGAAGAAGUGUGAACCGGUGUUUUAUCUCUGAGAGGAAAAGAUCGCACUGUCAUGUCAGUUCAAAAUGUUUCACUGUGAUUUUUCUAAUAGGCACUAUACCUGGUUCUGCUUUUGCAAUGUCCAGGUGUGAGUCGUCCUCCACAGCGCUAGGACCUGCUGUGUGCGUCACUGGUGGCUGGAUGAGAAUGGCAAGGUUCAGGGGCCCAGGUAGAGUUGCAGUAGUGGGUCUUGGGGAUGCAGAUGGUGCUGGCAGAAUUAAAACAGGAGGCAGAGCAGAUGAUGUGGUAGAUAUAACUAUAAUCAUUUUAACUGGUCUCGCAUUGUACAACAAAAUGUUUUGAUAAAACAAAUACAAAAAGGAAAA